Molecule: messenger RNA, 1530 nt
Organism: Amphimedon queenslandica
Lineage: Eukaryota; Metazoa; Porifera; Demospongiae; Haplosclerida; Niphatidae
Product: membrane-bound O-acyltransferase domain-containing protein 2-like
Exons: 13
Coding region: 41-1399 (452 amino acids)
Biological process (GO): lipid modification
Cellular component (GO): membrane
Molecular function (GO): acyltransferase activity
Source: RefSeq, a predicted model, not a curated record
AAAUUAAAGAUAAUUAUUUUUGCUGCAAGAAGAGGGAGAGAUGUUUGAUAUUUUCUUUGAAUAUCUUUCUGAUCUAUUCAGUUUUCCUGUGGACAGGGUCCGCUAUGUGACACUGUUCCUUGUAUCUUUUCCAUUGGCUAGUCUCCUCCGUAUUGUUCUUCAUUAUUCAUACACUAGUCCUACCAUCAGACACACUGUAUCUGCUCUACUCGGCCUCCUCUUUGGAUGGAUGUGCUUUCAAUGGCAGGUAUUUUAUCUGAUAGGGUUUGUAUCAGUUGGUUACAUAUUACUAAUCACACUACCACCAACCAUUGUACAAAGAUAUUCAAUGAUAUAUGCUCUCAUUGGUAUUAGUACUGGACACAUUUAUCGUUUAAUAACUGAUUAUGGAGGAUACACUCUUGACUUUACUGGUCCACUGAUGCUGCUGGUUCAAAGGGUCUCCUAUGUUGCUUAUGCUUAUCAUGAUGGAGUAGCAAGGGAUGAAAAGGAUCUCAGUGAUGAUCAAAAGAAACUGAAAAUUAGUUCCAUACCGUCUCUUUUGGAGUAUUUCAGUUAUAACUUUAGUUUCAUGACUUUCCUUGCUGGCCCGACUGUUGCUUAUAAAAAUUAUGAUGACUUCAUAACUGGAGCAAAUUUUACUCAAGCAACCAAUAAUAAAUCUACCACAGAGCCUAGUCCACUCAUUCCAACAUUAAAGACAUUUCUCCUCAGUAUGACAGCUCUUAGUAUCGUUGCCAUUGGUUCAUCGUGGACUGAUACCAGUCUACUGUUAGAUCCUAGUCUACAGUUACCCAGGCGAUUAUUCAACACGUUAUUAUUCUGUAUUGUGACAAGGUCCCCAUAUUACUUCUCUUUCCUGAUUACUGAGACUGCAUGUAAUGCUGGUGGUUUAGGAUUCACUGGUUACGAUAAAGAAGGGAGAGAAGUCUGGGACUUGGCUAAGAGCAUUAACUUUAAAGGCUAUGAGUUUGGAGCUAAUCCUAGGGAAAUGAUAAUGUCUUGGAAUAUGAAGACUGCCCUUUGGAUUAGAAGGGUGUUUUACGAGCGUGGAGCAUCAGUUAUACAGGCAAAUGUUGUAUCAGCCCUGUGGCAUGGUUUCUAUCCUGGCUACUAUUUAUCGUUCACCAUGGUAGCAUUUGGAUCAAUCACCGGGCGUAAGUUGAGGUAUUUACUCUGGCACAGGUUCCAGUCGCCACGCUAUGUUAAGAUACUUUAUGACAUAUCAUCAACAGUGUCGACUGUCUUGUUUAGAGAGUUCAUUCAAGUCACAUUCUUAUUGCUAACAAUAGAAAAUAUAUUGACCUAUUGGAGGCAUUUGUAUUUUGCUCCAUUCUUUAUUUUACUUUUCACGGCUCUUGUCCUGCCCGACAAGAAAAGACAAAAGAAGUCGGAAUGAAUAGAUAAUAUGUAUUUAAAAAAACUAUUUUUGAGAUCAAUUUAUUUCAAAGUAAACUCAAAAAUAUUUAUUAUUCCUUCUGUUUUGUUUUGCUUAUUUUUUUCAUGACAUUUUUAAAGUGUCAAAUACCA